ACUUUUGGUUCCCCUCGCUUUUCCUCACCUUCUCAAGGCUCUUCUAUAUGCAUGGAGACUCCUCUAUAAAUACCCACAAACCAUUGAGGCUUCAAUCACAGAAACUUCAAAGUUUUUCUUCAUAUUUCAAUCGGUGUGUAGAAGUUAAUUUGUUCCUUGAAAGUGAAAAAAUGGCUUUGACUCAGUACAUGAGCUUCUUCAUUGCUCUUUCUCUCCUUGCUAUUGCACCCACUAGCCUCUCUAGCAAGACCAGGGGAGGUUAUCUUUAUCCACAGUUUUAUGACCAUUCAUGCCCUAAAGCUCAAAAAAUUGUUUAUUCCACUGUUGCCAAGGCUGUUGCCAAAGAAACUCGUACGGCUGCCUCCUUGAUUAGGCUCCAUUUCCAUGAUUGUUUUGUCAAGGGCUGUGAUGCAUCAAUACUGUUAGACAACAGUGGGAGCAUAGUCAGUGAGAAGAAUUCCAACCCAAACCGGAACUCAGCUCGCAGAUUUGAAGUUCUUGAUGAGAUCAAGUCUGCACUGGAGAAAGAAUGCCCUCACACUGUAUCUUGUGCUGAUAUUUUGACUCUGGCUGCUAGAGAUUCUAGUGUUCUAACUGGUGGUCCUAGCUGGGAAGUUCCACUGGGAAGGAGAGACUCCAGAGCUGCAAGCUUGAGUGGAUCUAAUAACAACAUUCCUGCACCAAACAACACAUUCCAGACUAUUCUAACCAAGUUCAAGCUGCAAGGCCUUAAUAUUGUUGAUCUUGUAGCACUUUCAGGAAGCCACACAAUUGGAAAUUCGAGGUGCACCAGCUUCAGGCAGAGACUAUACAACCAGACAGGAAAUGGGUUGCCUGAUUCCUCUCUUCACCCAUCAUAUGCUGCUCAAUUGCGCACCAGGUGCCCACGGUCUGGUGGUGAUCAGAACCUGUUCUUCUUGGACUUUGUCAGCCCAACCAAGUUUGAUAACAGCUACUUCAAGAACCUAUUGGCUUCAAAGGGACUGCUAAGCUCUGAUCAAGUUCUUGUGACAAAGAAUGAGGCAUCAAUGGAGUUAGUGAAGAAAUAUGCAGAGAACAAUGAGCUUUUCUUCGAGCAGUUUGCCAAGUCCAUGGUUAAAAUGGGAAACAUCUCUCCCCUGAUAGGUUUCUGGGGAGAGAUUAGGAAAAAUUGCAGGAAGGUCAACAGUUAAAAAUCUAUGAUGAUUAUGAGGAAAUAAUCUGCUGAAUGCAAUUUGCUUUUAUCGUAUUAGUACAUUUUGGUUUCUUUA
Messenger RNA from Tripterygium wilfordii, 1250 nucleotides. RefSeq names its product peroxidase 72-like. Gene Ontology annotation, biological process: hydrogen peroxide catabolic process; response to oxidative stress. The transcript has 4 exons. The record is from RefSeq and is a predicted model, not a curated record. Lineage: Eukaryota; Viridiplantae; Streptophyta; Magnoliopsida; Celastrales; Celastraceae. Gene Ontology annotation, molecular function: peroxidase activity; heme binding. Bases 48 to 1172 code for a protein of 374 amino acids.